GUCGGCAUACUCUACUCACUAGUGGAGGGGAGACAAUUCCACCGUCAGUGCUGGAAAAAGGAGCCCUGGCAACAAGCGAAGGCACUGCCUUCUCAGACCAUUACACCGUACAGGAAUGGUGACAGCAGCCGGAGACAGACAGACGUGGACAGACAGUGCGGAAAUCUCAUACGGGCCUCUGGGACUGCUGGCGGAAGGAUCUGGAACAUUGUGACACGGACUUGGAUUCUUGUCCUCGGCUGAACCAGAGCCCAGAAGUGUCCAAGGUCUGUCUGCUCCUGUGUCUCAGGUGAAGUCCUUGUCGAGACGUAAGCGGUGUGCCAGGACUCCGAUGGGUAUCGCCACGUGCCGCAUCUGAGGCCGACGUCCACGGAACGGAAGGAGUGCGGGGGCCAUCGUUCGUCCACGUCGACAAAAACACACCGCCGUGUCCGCUUCGCCACGGGCUUCUGCAUGGGACCGCGUGCGCUGUCACUGGUUCCCACAGAGGUCCUGGAGGUUUGCACUCGGAGGGAGAUGAUUCCUCACGACGCCCGCCGGUUACCUUCAGACAGCAGGCGCAACCUCGCAAGCUUUCGGCUCAGACCCGCAGCCACCCGGCGCUGAACGCCAGACAGACCCCCUCCCCUCGAGCCAGCGAGCCCAGCGGGUGGGCAAGCACUGUCGAGACAUACACAGACACAAAGAUAACCAGAGCGGGAGAGAGGAAGUGAGGGAACCAAGCGGAGAGGAAGAGUCGAGGACAGAUCGGCGCCGACCAAGCCAGAGGAUGAAGUCGAACCAGGAGCGCAGCAACGAAUGCCUGCCCCCGAAGAAGCGCGAGAUACAGGCGAGUAACCUGCCCUCGGUGGAGAGGCCGCAGGUGGCGGGGCCUGCCAGCGAGAGCCAGCGAGGGGAGAACCUGGCUUGGCUCGCCAGCGUGGCCAGUGGGCACGACAGAGUCGGGCAGCGCACGGGCACACCUCCUGGGUCCGACGGGCCCUUCUACAAGCCCUCGAGCGACUACUCGUCCUCUUCUUCGUCCCACUCCUGCUCCUCCUCGGUUCCCAGGGCGGUGGUGACGUCCCUUCCCGCCGCCUACACCUCGGCCCUCUCGCAACCCGGCGGGACUAUCCAGUACACCCAGCUCCCGCCCAACCUCCACUUCAUCAACUCAUCAUACGCGGGACCCUACGCCGGCUACAUCUCCUCCCAGCUCGUCUCGCCCGCCUCCACUCCGGGCCCACCGCCACCCCGCCCGCACCCGGAGGCCUACGCGGGCGCCGUCAUCACCCAAACCUCCGCCAUCAAGGCCGAGCAGCGCCAGCAGGUUGUCCGCUCCCCGGGCAUCAUGGUGUCAGAGGGGGGACCCCAGUACGUCCACAUCACCGGCUCCUCGCCCCUCAGCGUGACGUCGCAGACCGUGACCUCGCCCCAUGCCCACGCCCACCUCCCCCUGCACCUCCACUCGCACCCGGGUCUCCUCCCGCAGGCACUGGCCCUUGGGGGCCCCUCGCAGGUCCUGGUUCAGUACUCGCCUCAGGACAGGUUGUCCAAGAAGGAGGACGGGCGUGGUAGGGAGCUGCUGAAUGGGGAGCUGGAGACGGGCCGGCACUACCGUAUGUCGCCGGAGAGCAUUCUGGGAAAGCAAGGUGCGGGGGCCAAGGUGGGGUCAGGCCAGCACCCCCAUCACCACCACCACCACCAGCAGCAGCACCACCAGCAGCAGCACCACUAUGAGGCUCGGCCGAUGAUGAUCCCCGCUGAACACACGCAGGACACCUCAGGGCUUCGAACGUCGCUGAUGCUGGCCCCCAACAGCCACGGCGACCCGGGGAGUGGCCCAGACAAGCCCCCGCCCCCCGCCGUCACCGCCGGCGACAAGGGCGGGAUCUGCUUGGGCAAGCCGGUCUCCCGGGCGUCUCCCUUCGCCUUCCCCGCCCCCCAGCCGUGUUCGACAGUCACCACUCUGUCGCCCCACAGUGUCAUCCAGACCACUCACAGCGCGACCGAGCAGGUAUCCGUGGGCCUUCCCUCCACUGGCUUCUACCCCUCCGCCGGCCAGCCGCCCAUCAUCGGCUACAUCGCGGGGGGGCAGCAGCCGCCGCUAGGUUACCCUGCUGGCCUCGCGCCGCAGCUGGUCAUCCCCGGCAGCCAGCCAAUGAUCAUCCCCAUGACCGCCGGGGACCCCACCCACACCUCCGCCGCCACCCAACAGCUGGUCACGGCCGCCGCCGUCGGCAAAUGCGAACCUUUCCAGGGGGCGGGGCCUUACCACACGGCCGCCGUGGUGCAGGCGCAACUCCACCUGCCCGUCGUCCCCGGCAACGGAGCCCUGGCCUCGGCUCCGUCCCCCUCCGUCCCUGCGCUACCGCCCUACUUCAUGAAGGGCUCCAUCAUCCAGCUGGCGGACGGGGAGCUGAAGCGGGUGGAGGACCUGCGGACGGAGGACUUCCUGCAGAGCGCCGAGAUCAGCGGCGAGCUGAAGAUCGACUCCAGCACGGUGGAGCGCGUCGACGGCAGCCCCACGCCCAACCACGCCAUCAUACAGUUCUCUGUGGGGGAGCACCGAGCACAGGUUAGCGUGGAGGUGCUGGUGGAGUACCCUUUCUUUGUGUUCGGGAAGGGCUGGUCAUCCUGCUGCCCGGACAGGACCACCCAGCUGUUCGAGCUGCCUUGCUCCAAGCUGUCUGUGGGCGAUGUCUGCAUCUCCCUCACCCUCAAGAACCUGAGGAACGGCUCCAAGAAGGCCCAGGCCCUGGACGUCAUCGGGGGCAACAGCGGCCUCUUCUUGAAGCCCUCUAAAGUGGUCCGAGGGGGGCACUGCACAGAGCAGGAGAAUGGGCUAGGGCAACGGCCGGGGGCCAGGGGGAGCGGGGGUGUUGCACAGGCCGAAAACGGGGAACUAAGCCUCGGGGAAAAGUUGGAGUCUCCUAAGACAGAAGCCGGAACGGCGGGCAAACCGACGGGCCGCAAGAGGAGGUGGUCAGCUCCGGAGAGCCGGAAGGUGGAGAAGGUGGAGGAGGAACCUCCUUUGACUCUGCCUAAGCCCUCCUUCAUCCCUCAGGAGGUUAAGAUUUGCAUCGAAGGCAGGUCGAAUAUAGGCAAGUGAAGACCGGAACGUUCAUGACGGGGAUUUAAAAAUUGAAUGAGAAACGACCCUCACCAGGUUUAUUUUCUUUUCAUUUUGUUUUGAAUUUUUAUUUUUUUUUGUUCUCAAUACGGAUUACUGUACUGUAGGCUAAUAUUACCCAGUAUUGUCAUGUUAUCAUCUUACUUUAGAGGGACAGGUAUAUAUUGCUAAGCAUCGGGAGCCUGAGCACUGCUUGACUCUACCGGGUGAUGUGAGCAGAAGGGGGUGUAGUUUCUCACUUAUAAACCACACAGAGGUGUCCCGUUUAAAGGUGGGGGCGAGGAAACCAUGACACGCAUGGAUUCAGGGAGCUGAAAAAAGGAGGAACGAGCAAGAAGGUGGCCGAAAAUGAGCAGAUCCGAAAUGUCACCGAGAGACGCCGGCAGAGGUUGCGUCAGUCACUCGCACGGUCAUGUGACCAAGUACAGACAGGGAGUGCGUGUCACCACUCCGCCUCGGAAAACCCCCCCGGGGCGGUUCUGUUUGGCUGGGGCGAACUCCUCCGCUGCUGGUUUCCACGGCAGCAUGGCCAGGCGGGAAGGGGGGGUGUGAUGUGGUGUCAGCCAUCCCAUGUGUGGUUUUUUUUUCCAAUGAGGUGUUAGCGGUUCCUCUUCUGUUAUGUCUUAUAGACGCCGUAACUCUUGUGGGGGCUCGGAGCUCAGAUUUAGAUGCCGUCGACGACUCACACACACACCGCUUUAGUUGAGAUUUAAAACGCGGAAUGUAAACUCGAAGGUGUGGGUAGCGUGCGGGCAGACCUGGUCUGACAGGAAAGGCACGCUCGAACGCUGCUACGCUGACCCGAGUUCACUGCAGGUGACACGCGAAGAAGUGUUUCGGUCGGGAGGGGAUCCCGCAUGCGGACGGCCUGGUGUUGGAGGCAGAAAGUCACUUUAAAGGGAACUUAAGACCCAAUGUGAUUGUUAUCAAUUAUCUUUUUAGGUGCAAUAUGUUUACAUGACUUUUUUUGUUAAUGUGCUAAGACUGACCACUCACCCCAGAUCAGUGCACUCUGGUGCUUUGUGAGAGAGGAGGCUCUUUCCAAGCGCUUAUUUUUUACCUCUUUGCAUCCUUUCCUAGCUCCUUAGAUCCACCCGACGGAGGACCCAAGGGAAGGAUGUGAGGACGGAGGAAUCAAGGAAACAUGUAGGCCUGUCAGUUAGCAUCAGUUUGAAGCCGUGGCAGAGGGGGUGUAGUGGAUCCAGUUUGAUCAUUUAUACAUCACACGUUCCCCCCAAAAAAACCUUCCAUGUUUCCUUGCUCUUUCAAAGAACCAUUUAACGGGUUGGAAUGUCCUUUAGGUUGUUAGACCUCAAUCGAUUUCCGUGUCACUCGACAGAUGUGAGGAGGAUGGAUAAAAUAAGCGAUUGGAAUGAGCCCAGGGUGUUGUUGCAAGCACACUUUGGAGAUGUGUACAGAGAGGGCGAAUCCUCUGAGUAUGUCAGAGAUAUUCUGAGUUUGGUAGAUUAAACGUAGGGUUACCCGCAAGACUUGCAACUGAAAAUGCAAGCCAGCAGAAUAAAAAACAAAUUGUGCUGGGCAGGAGAAAGAAAAGUAGCUUUUGGGGUGUAAGGCUUUUGGAAACUGUCACCAUGUGAACAGGCAGAAAAUUUAACGUCCCCCCCCUUCCUCCUUCUCAGGGGCAGGACUGAAGGGGGGACCUUUGGGGAAACACGCUUGCUUUCCCAGUUUCUCCCUUUCAGUCAAAUAGUCGCCAUUUUGGGGAGAUAAAAUAGGGUAUAACAAAUUCUUGAUUUGAAAGGUAUUUUUCACUGUAUGUCAUUGGUAUGUUAUAUAUUCAAAAUGCGACUUUCAUGGAUGUAAUUGUGAGCUCACGUUGCGGAGUAUGUUCAAACGUACACACAAUUGCGUGCGAAGAAUUGUAUGUAUGAAAAUGCGGUAGAAGUUCUAUAUUUGAAUAUAUGAUGCAUUUCAGAAUGGAUGAAAAAUAUACUUGUAGCACUGUUUUGCAAGAGUAGGACUUUUUUUUUUGGCAUAUGCCAAGGAGUUCACCCAGAAGUACCCGAUACCAGCCUAACAACACGGUGUAAAGUUGUACUGAGACUGUACAGUUGUACUGGCAGGUUUCCUGUGAGGGAAACACACAUCACAGUAAAUCACUCUAACACUGAUGUUACCCUCUUAUUGUUACCUGUACUUUCCUUGUGGUGAAAUGAGUGAGUCGUUAUCCUCUGCGGUAAUUGGCUCCCAGUCAUGUCAGGUGAUCUUAUGAUGUCAUCAAGCAGUGCCAGUCAUCCCAGUAAAAUGAGAGGGAACUGUUUUUUUUAGUAGGCGGACCUGCUUCACAUAUUUAACUCUAGUGCAUUUUAAAACUGUAGUUGUUGUAUUUGUUUGCUUUUUAUUUUUUCUCUCGCUUUCCUUUUAGUUUUUUAAAAAUAUCUUACGUAAUGGGUAAAUUUUGGUGAGAGGAAUGUCUGAUCCAUGAGGUUAGGGGUCACUUGCAGUUACCCAUGGCUGGUAGGAAUAUUGAUAUGCAGAGGUAUGUGUAUAUACGCACACAUGCAGAAACUCACAUGUCCAUGCACGUAUGUGAACGCACACACAAGCACACGCACACAGGCACAUACAGGAACGCACACACACAUACACAAACACUCUGGGUUGACAUCUUUAGCAUGACAGGAGCGAGUGAGUAGAACACGUCUAAAUGCAGUUCACAUCAUCGAGUAUCCAGCGCAACCUCUUGAAAUCAAUUUCCUUCAAAAAAAAAAAAAUGUGUGACGUAAAAUUGGUUGUUGGGAGUCAGGCGACAGUCUCUAAGCACUUAAUUAUUG
Conger conger (European conger) is the source of this 5907-nucleotide messenger RNA. It is a transcript of the gene atxn1a, whose product is annotated as ataxin 1a. Gene Ontology annotation, molecular function: protein binding; RNA binding. Gene Ontology annotation, biological process: negative regulation of transcription by RNA polymerase II; nervous system development. Gene Ontology annotation, cellular component: nucleus. Lineage: Eukaryota; Metazoa; Chordata; Actinopteri; Anguilliformes; Congridae. Bases 770 to 3091 code for a protein of 773 amino acids. The transcript has 5 exons. The record is from RefSeq and is a predicted model, not a curated record.